Messenger RNA from Symbiodinium necroappetens, 3792 nucleotides. NCBI's taxonomy places the organism in Eukaryota, Dinophyceae, Suessiales, Symbiodiniaceae. The record is from the annotation of a GenBank genome assembly.
AUGCUGUUCGAGGAUGAGGCUAAGCGUGCACUCCGCCUCACCAUGGAUAUUGCUGAAAGAAGCAUCGAUGCUAUGUUUGCUGUCCACGCCGCCGGCCUAGUCAUCAGGCCUCUGCUGACCGCCCAAGAUCGGCGCACCAACACCGCACCCGCACAUCGCAUAUGGGUGAGCGUGGCCCAGGGAGGCACAGAGGCGCAUGUUUGGUGGAGGAGUCUCAACGUCAGGCUUUCACAUUGGUGGUCUCGCUUCACCGCCUUCCCCAGCAGCUGUGGAGUCUGUGCUCAGUACGCUGGCCGCACGCGCCGUGUCACUGCAUACUUGCUGAGUCACCCGCAGUUCCUGGAUGCAGGUGACUUGCGCAUCACAUUGGCCUCGCGAAUUGUUAGACAGCUUGACACUGCUGCUCCUACAUCCACGCCGGAUUCCACGCUGGAGUCCACGGUGGACGGCAAUGCUGAUGCAGCCCCGCGAACAGGUGAGCCGCCCAAUCACAACACGGCUGACCUCCCUGCUCCUGUUGAACCUCCCAGUGAGCUCACGAGAAGUGGCGUGGGACUAGCCACUCCAAUUGUCCGGGACAUCUCUGCCAAUGCUGAGUCGGCGAGUGGCCCCUCCCCCCUGCCGCCUCCAUCGGAGGCUGAGGGUACGCCUUUGCCUGCUCCCUCCACUGAGGGAGUGAGUUCUGUGCUGCCUGCGCCCGCUCCCCCGAGCAGCGAAGUGUCUGUCCCUUCCGCUGCGGUUGUCCCACCCCCUGCCCUUGAUGCGGACGUUGCCGGCCUGGCCCCUCCCCACCAUUCUGUGACCAGAGCCAGCCCCCCAUCCGCCGACUCGGCGGGUAUCGCUCCCAUGACCCCACCAAUGGACUGCGAGCUUACGCUGCGGGUGGUAGGACUUUACGGUCCCACUGGUGGGAAUCUCCCGAAUUUUGCGCACUCGCCUGACAACCUUGCUGCUGAAACUAGUCUAAAAGCCUUCAUUUCCCAAGAAGAGCGCAAGGCAGCAAUGGCAGGCGAUGCAUUGGUAGUGGGUGGGGACUUGAACUCUGUUGUCUCAAAGCCCCUGGACACUUGGGAAGGCACCCACAUUGAUCGUAUGGAUUGUGUAGCCCGCCACUUGGCGGCCAUGGGUCUCACGGAUGUAUUCCGCGCGCUCCAUCAGGACAUCAGGGCUUUCACCUUUUUUUCCACUGUGUCAGCCAGUAGGCUCGACAGCGUCUGGUACCUGCCUGCACCGACCUGGGCUGCAAGCCCAGUGAAUGCAUCCAUCUUGUGGCAAUGGUCGCAUCGCACUGACCAUGAACCAGUUAUGGUGGAUUUCACCUUCCAGCUUCCCGCGAUCCAUACCACCCUGCCCAAACCCUCUCCCACAUGGAAGGCCGUCGCCGGUUUGUUAGGUGCGCCGGAUAUGGCGCGAACUUGUCAGCAGGUGCACCGCAAGCUUGAGCAUCACAAAUUGCGCUUGCAACAUAUUUCUGAGCGCUUCACUGAGGCUGAAAUGCUCCUUGAUGCCACAUCUAAACCUCCAUGCGAGGGUGUAGUUGGGUUGUGGGAUGAAUUGACACCUCUAGCGGCUGAGGAGGCCAUGCGCCUUCGGGAUGUGGUCGACGGCAGCUUUAGUGAACUGCAGGAAAUUCUCUUGUCUUGCUUGCCCGAUGUUGCGAUGGGCGCUUCGCGUAGGAAUGCCAAGGCAUCGGAGGCAUGGCACCAAUGCCUACUCGAGCUCAGAAGCAUCAGGCGAUACCUGCAGGACAUCGCAGCCAAUCCGCGCAAGCAGUUCGUUGUAGAAAAAAUCUCAUUGCAACAGGCUUCAACACUGGCGGCCAAGGCCACUGCGCUUAUGAGGCUUGUGCAGACACACUCUCACCCCGCUGACGCCUCGGUAACCUGGGACUCUUUUCAUAGCAACCUCGAUGAGUGGGUGGGCGCACUGGAGGUGCCGGAGUUUCGCCAGUUGCAGUGCUUAGCCGUGUUGAAUAGCGCCUCGAUUGCCCGUUCCUCCCGCUCUGCUGUAGGUAAUCUCACAUCUCGUAUGUCGCCGUUCCAUUGGUCUAUCAACGUCAGCGCGACAGACAGGAGACACGCUCCGACCUUGAUCGCGCAGGUUACGGAGUGGAUUGACAAUGUCCGUGCACUGUACUCCAGCUGCACCCACAAGCAGUCGAGAGGCUACUUGCAGGAUCGUCGUCAGCGCCUUCGCACAGGGGAUGUGAAGGGCUGGGCAAAACUGAUGCGCCCACUCCCACAGCCUCGUUUGGAGUACCUUCCUGACUGGUGCGUGCGUGAUGAUGGUGUCGCUUAUAGGCCCACUACGGUUACCGAUGUGUUACGCGGUGCUGAGCAGGAAUGGGGGGCAUUGCUUCGUGAGCCUGCGGAAUCGUGGAACCAUGCUCUCAUCCGCAGCUACCAGGACUCCACCGGCCGCAUGCGCGGUAUGCUUAACUUCACGUCUGUCAUGUCCUUGGAUGGCAACGAGAACCUUCAUCAGGUAAGCCGUGCACUGCUUAAUCCCGGGCCUUGGCUAUUGUUGUCUUGGCAUCGCGAUCAACUCCAUAUCUGGACUGAGCACUGCUUGCUUGUUGCUGGUUGGGUUUUCCACUGGGAUGGGUGGGCUUGGGUGGGACAUCGGCCGGCGCCUUGUUGUGGUGCUAGGUAUGUGUUAGUGCUCGUCAAUGGUGUGGCUUCAUUUCGGUGGUCAGCUGAUAGAUGGCACUGCACUGCCGGAGGCUGCUUGCUGCUUAGAAAGUUUGAGCCUCCUAAUGACGCCUUCACUUCGUCCAGUACACAAGCCGAGCGGCAACACAUUCUGAGCAAGCACCGUCACUCGUGUCCGGGGCCGUCGGGGUGGAAGAUGGCCUUUCUGGAGUUUUUCCCCGACCAUGUGCAACAGCUGUACUGGCGAAGCAUUGACUUUCAAAGACGAUCGGGUAUUGUAGCAUCUUCUCUUAAACAGGCGUUGCAGGUCCAUCUUUCCAAGGCCACGGGGGGUUGGAGGCCGCUUUCUCUCAUGGAAGAGGGGUUCAAAGCCGUUGAAGGUCCCCUGAAUAGGAGGCUGGCGGCAGAGGUGCGGCAGGACAAGGAUGGCCAAAUGUACAGCUUGCUAAACAUGGGUUACGCCCCGGGCUGCCCGGCAGCCCCACAUGUUCUGUAUUUGGAUGCUCUGCUGCUUGAGGAUGCAGCAAGGCACGCACGUCCUAUAUCAAGGCUGGCUGUGGAUUACGAGAAAUUUUUCAAUACAUUGCAGCUUGUAGAAAUCGACGCUGUUCAACACUGCCGCGGCGUUCCGGAUGCUGCGCGAGCUCUGUGUCAAGAGCUUUUCGGGGCCUGUGCCGUCAGGUUAGCAACUCGCCUAGGCGUCACCUUGCCGGUUUCGGUCUCCAGGGGCGUCCCUCAGGGGUCGGUGUCUUCACCCAGCCUGUCCCGUGGUGCCCAGGAGCCUAUGCUGAGGUUACGUGAGAACAGCUCUCAAGGCUAUCGAACAAGCGGGGGUAGACUUGUACACGCUACGGGCUUUGUUGACGAUUUAGAGCACUAUGGCUCAGGUGUUGGUGACCUGGCGGGUAUCUCCGAAACCCUUUCCCUGGGUAGUGCUAGCUCUGGAGUCGGGUUUUCAUGGAAGAAAUGUCGAGCUUUUGCUAGCGACUGGGAUGAGAGGCAAGAGCAGGCAGGCCCACAAGUCCAGUUGCAGGGUUUGCAACUCACCAGUUGGGAUAUUUGGAGUGGCGGCUUUAAGCAGGUAUUCCAAGGGCGCUUCCAGAUGAGGAGGAAGUUCUGCUGGGCAAACGUGGCACUCUGA